Molecule: messenger RNA, 1497 nt
Organism: Mauremys mutica (yellowpond turtle)
Lineage: Eukaryota; Metazoa; Chordata; Testudines; Geoemydidae
Product: olfactory receptor 12D2-like
Exons: 2
Coding region: 109-1050 (313 amino acids)
Biological process (GO): G protein-coupled receptor signaling pathway
Cellular component (GO): membrane
Molecular function (GO): olfactory receptor activity; G protein-coupled receptor activity
Source: RefSeq, a predicted model, not a curated record
GUUUCAAAUUGCCUCAGACUCCUUUUGAAAAGCUCCUGAUUUUGGAAAUGCAAGUAGCCCUAACAGCCAGUGCUUCAGAAACUUGUGUAUUACCCCCAAAAUUAAGGGAUGGAGAACCAGACAGAGGUGAGCGAGUUCAUUUUCCUGGGCCUCACCAAUCUGAGGGGUCUGCAGUGCUUUCUCUUUGCCCUCUUCCUGCUGCUUUACAUGGCCAGCGUUUUGGGGAAUGGAGUCAUUGUGGCUGUGCUACUGGCCGAGCCCCGGCUUCACACCCCCAUGUACUUCUUCCUGGGAAAUCUCUCCAGCCUAGACAUCUUCUACUCCACAGUCACUGUGCCCAAGAUGUUGGCCGGCUUCCUCUCAGGGCACCAGACCAUCUCCUUUACCAGCUGCCUGGCACAGCUCCAUUUCUUCCAUUUCCUGGGCAGCAGUGAAGCCAUGCUGCUGGCUGUCAUGGCCUAUGACCGCUACGUGGCCAUCUGCAACCCACUGCGCUACACACUGGUCAUGAGCCCACAGGCCUGCCUGCUGCUGGCAGGAAUCACCUGGGCCACUGGCUUCCUGCAUGCCCUGAUGCACACGGUCAUGACCUCCCGGUUGCACUUCUGUGGCCCCAACCGUAUUCACCACUUCUUCUGUGACAUCAAGCCCCUGCUGAGCCUGGCCUGCAGCAGCAUCGGCCUCAACCUGAGCCUCCUCCACACCGUCACUGGGAUUAUUGGUGUGAGUCCAUUCAUCAUCACUCUCCUCUCCUACCUCUACAUCAUCUCCUUCCUCUUCCUGAAGGUACGGUCACGGGAAAGCAGGAGAAAGGCCUUCUCCACUUGCACCUCCCACCUCACUGUGAUAGCAAUGUACUAUGGGACAGUGAUCUUCGCCUACACGCGUCCUUCUUCAGGAAGCUCCAAGGGAGAAGAGAUGAUCAUCACCCUAGUGUACAGUGUCAUCACCCCAGCUCUGAAUCCCCUCAUCUACACCCUGCGGAACAGUGAGGUGAAAUACGCCACCAGGAAAUUCAUCACUAGAAAACUCUUCCCUGAAAGGAACUAAAUCAAAUGACUGCUUCUUGUUUUGAAGUGAAAAGGAGAGAUGUUGACCAAAGGAAUUAUAAUGUAGGGGAUCUAGCUUCAAAAUUCCAUGGAAAAAUAGACUAUAGGUGACAUUCUUGCAGUGACCAAGAUGGAGAUGGAAAAAUGUCCUCCCAGGAUUUCUUCAUCUCUAAUUGUUAGAAAUUUGGUACAUAGGUCACAUUUGAAUAUUUAUUAGUUGUAAUUCUCGUUUCCUCCCAUUAUUCAUCAUAAAUGAAAUUUCUUUCAGUAGAAAUCUCUACUCUGGCUUGUAUUCACAGCUGGCAACUAAACAUACAAUUGUGAUUGAGGUAUUUUAAUGUCUGUGCAGCCAGCUUAAAUGAACCUAAUUUUUAAAGCUCCAUUGAUUUGUUUCUUUUUCCCACACCCCUCUUCUUGUCACAACAAUGGAGAGUUAAGAUUUUUUGGA